Messenger RNA from Scleropages formosus (Asian bonytongue), 3082 nucleotides. It is a transcript of the gene tlr21, whose product is annotated as toll-like receptor 21. Gene Ontology annotation, cellular component: plasma membrane. Bases 1 to 2931 code for a protein of 976 amino acids. The transcript has a single exon. Gene Ontology annotation, molecular function: protein binding; signaling receptor activity. NCBI's taxonomy places the organism in Eukaryota, Metazoa, Chordata, Actinopteri, Osteoglossiformes, Osteoglossidae. The record is from RefSeq and is a predicted model, not a curated record. Gene Ontology annotation, biological process: signal transduction; inflammatory response.
AUGGCUCGGGCCAAAAGCAUUGCUCUGGCUUUGGUGGUAGUUUUAUGCCAGCUCAUCCUUCUCACAGCUGGCUACGCCUUCCGGAACUGCAUUGAGGAUCCAGUUCAACGUAAAACCUUCAGCUGCAUUUAUCGCAGACAAAGCAAUAUCUCUGCUCUGGUUGGGGACUUGCCCUUUUGGGCUGAAACUCUUAAUCUAUCCAACAACUACCUCCACACUCUUCCCCCUCAUUCCUUUCCUCACCUCCAUCAGCUGAGGAUCCUGAGAAUAGAUCAUAAUCAUCUACAAAUUAUAAAUGCUUUUGCUUUUUACAAUUUAGGACAGUUGGAAACUUUGAAUCUGUCCUCUAAUGAAAUCAACCACCUUCCUUCCUCAGCAUUCAGUGGUUUGCUGAAUCUCACUGAACUUAUCCUGAGCAGAAAUGUCUUGGAAACACUCUCUCUGGAUAUUUUUUCAGGGCUUCCUAUUUUGAAUUUUUUAAGCCUCCAGGGAAACCACCUGGACAAUUUCUCGCAGAUAGCUGCAUCUGUGGCACAUCUGCACAGGCUGAAUAAAUUAGAUCUCUCCAGUAAUUACCUCCAGUCCCUCCAGCAUUCCUCCAGCCUCCCUCAGUCUCUCACCAUUCUCUAUCUCUGCAAGAACUGGCUUGUCAAGUUGGCCUGUGAGCCUAACUUACUGAGUUCCGUCAAGCUUCUGGAUCUUUCGUACAACAAAAAACUCCAGUCGGCAGCCUUACAAGGACUAAACCUGAAGAAUAUCACAUAUGUGCGCUUGCGUUAUACCAGAGUCUCACCUGACAAUCUUUUAAGUUUAACAAAUGUUAAUCCUGGUCACAUAGACUUCUCAGGCAUGAGUUUGUCAAACAAAUUUAAGCUGGAAGAAUUGUGCAAGCUUUUGAAAAGCAGAAAAAAGAAACUGCACAAACUGAUCCUUCAGAGCAAUGAGAUUCAAAACCUGGAGAAUGUAACAUUUUCCAAUUGCCCCAUCAUUACAGGUGCUGUGGAUCUCUCACACAAUAGGCUAAAGAGCACAGACUGCCUAUACUUCCUGAAAGGGCAAAACUACUUGACAGACAUUAUAGUUGAACACAAUGUUCUGACCAGCCUAAUGUCUUGCCAAAAAUUAAACUUUUCUUUUCCUAAACUGACCAGAUUAAGCUAUCGCUACAACCGCAUACUUUACAUUAGACCCUUUGCUUUCAAACAAACUGUCAGGAUACAGACCCUCAACCUAAACAUCAACAAUAUUGCCUAUAUGGAUCACAAAGCCUUAAGAGGACUGAAUCAUCUAACCACACUCCGUCUUGACAACAAUCUUCUGACAGAUAUUUAUGAGGACAGUUUUGAAGAUUUGUACAAUCUGCAAAUUCUCAAUUUACGGAAUAAUCGUAUUUCUGUUAUUUUCAGCAAAACAUUCCAUAACCUUAAUCAUCUACGUAUUCUGGAUUUAGGUGGAAACAAGAUUUCACAGUUCCAGCAUUGGGCAUUUUUUGGGCUUAACAACCUAACUAACCUUUAUUUGGAUCAUAAUCACUUAAAAGAAAUUGAGAGCAGGCAUUUUGGGCCCCUACAAGCCACGCUGCAAGUGCUGGACCUUCAGCAGAACCUUAUCCGGUACUUACCAAACAGCACAAGGUCCCCGUUUCAGAAUCUGACCAAACUGAAAGACCUCAAACUGGGUGGUCAGAUACCAUCUGGGAUGAAAUUGUUGCCCCAUGGUUUUUUCCAUGGCCUCAACUCCCUAAAAUCCCUCUACUUCACUAAUAACCAGAUCUCUAGCUUUCAAACAGAUGCGUUUGAUGACUUAACCAGUUUGGAAUUUUUAUCACUUGACAACUCUGGUAUCGGAAUGGUACAGCUUCAUCCAGGAACUUUGAAAAACCUCCGCAAGCUAAAAAGACUUAGUGCAGAGAACAUGGGCAUUGAAUCUGUCUCAGCUGAUGUGUUUGGUAACCUGACUGAACUUCAGGUCUUACAACUCCCCCAUAAUGCCAUAAGGACUGUGGAUCAAGCUUUACUGAACCAUCUUCCCAAUCUACGUUACCUUGACCUUCAUGAGUGUCCCAUCAGCUGUACUUGUUCCAAUACUUGGCUACAGAACUGGACCAAGAUAAACUACAAUGUCCAGAUAGUGUACUUGUACAAUCUGGACUGUCCAGACCUCCCAGGAUCUAAAUUUUACAACUUUGAUAUUGAAGUGUGUUACUUGGAUUUGGGAUUAUAUCUAUUUGUCUCUACAAGUGCCAUAAUCUUUAUUUUUUCUGUUCUACCAUUGCUCUAUGUAAAGCUGUACUGGAACCUGAAGUACAGCUACUAUGUGUUUCGUUCUUGGUUUGGUGAACGCUGGCGGAAACUUCAUGAUGAGGAAGAACAAUGCAAAUAUGAUGCCUUCAUUUCCUACAACUCAGUUGAUGAACAGUGGGUUCUAGAUCAGUUGGUACCAAAUCUGGAAGGUAAGGAGACUUCACUUCGACUCUGCCUCCACCACCGCGAUUUCGAACCUGGACGGGACAUUGUGGACAACAUUGUGAAUGCAGUGUAUGGAAGUCGCAAGACACUAUGUAUUGUGAGCCAACACUACCUCCGCAGUGAGUGGUGCUCUCUGGAGAUUCAGCUGGCUAGCUACCGCCUCUUCCAUGAGCUCAGGGACGUAUUGCUCCUGGUUUUUCUGGAGCCCAUUCCAGAGAGUCAACUGUCUGCCUACCACCGCAUGAGGAAAGUCAUGCUGAAAAAGACCUACCUGCAGUGGCCAGGCCCUGAUUGUUCAGAUCCCACCCGGGCACAGGAGCUGUUCUGGAAUCAACUCAGAAGAGCACUGGGAAGCAGCAACUCCAGCCCCCACAGAGAAGAUGAGAAGGGAGAGUGGAGCAAGGAAAACAAUUUUGCUAAUCAGCAGGUAAAAGACGACACAUUAUACUAUUUGAUGCCCUGAGGGAAGAUACUGAAAAAAAUAACAUGUGUUGUACCAUAUAACCCACAAUGACAGUUACAAAAAGGGCCCCGCUCUAAGGAAACACAUCUGUUCCUGCAGUAGUUAACCAAUAAAGGGAUGUUGGUACGAAAGCGAAACUUUGCUGUUAUCU